This is a messenger RNA of Baudoinia panamericana UAMH 10762, 738 nucleotides long. RefSeq lists its product as uncharacterized. The record is from RefSeq and is a predicted model, not a curated record. The transcript has 2 exons. Bases 1 to 738 code for a protein of 245 amino acids. Gene Ontology annotation, molecular function: 2 iron, 2 sulfur cluster binding; quinol-cytochrome-c reductase activity. Lineage: Eukaryota; Fungi; Ascomycota; Dothideomycetes; Mycosphaerellales; Teratosphaeriaceae. Gene Ontology annotation, biological process: mitochondrial electron transport, ubiquinol to cytochrome c. Gene Ontology annotation, cellular component: membrane.
AUGUCGCUCACCUCGAGAGCGGCCACUUCGGUCGUCCGCCAUACCGCACGGCAGCAACUGCCAGCCAUCCGUCAGUCCGCCGCUGUAGUCCAGCAACAACGGAACCGGGCAGACUCCGCGUACGAUGUCUCCACUAACCACAGCCAAUUCCACUCGCCGUUCCACCGCGGCACCCGCAAUGAGCAAGACACGACGGUGAUACCCAGCUUCAAGAAGUACCGGAGUGGCAGCGAGACGGGCAACAAGGUCUUCCAGUAUUUCAUGGUCGGCGCUUUCGGUGGCUUGAGCGCGCUGGGAGCGAAGGAUACGGUACAGAACUUCCUCGUCAACAUGUCCGCCUCCGCCGACGUCCUUGCCCAGGCCAAGGUCGAAGUCGAUCUAGCCAGCAUCCCCGAAGGCAAGAACGUCAUCAUCAAAUGGCGCGGCAAGCCAGUCUUCAUCCGCCACCGCACCGCCGACGAGAUCAAGGAAGCCGAAGACGCCGAUUGGCAGAAACUCCGCGACCCGCAACCGGACGAUGCCCGCGUGAAGAAGCCAGAGUGGUUGAUCAUGCUGGGAGUGUGCACACAUCUGGGUUGUGUGCCCAUUGGUGAGGCUGGAGACUUUGGUGGGUGGUUCUGCCCGUGCCACGGUAGCCAUUACGAUAUUUCUGGACGCGUGAGGAAGGGCCCGGCGCCGUUAAACUUGGAGGUCCCGGAAUACGACUUCCCCACGGAUGAGUCGCUGGUGAUUGGUUGA